AGGUAAAACUUUGAAAAUUAUGGCAUUCGUGUGGAAAGAUUACUAUAGUAUUUCAAAAAGGGUAUUGUUAUUCUGCGGUCAGUGGCCUUAUCAGGAAAAACGAGCAAGGCUUUUUCAAUUGAGCACGGUGACUUUGGUGAUUUUUUCGCAGACUUUUCCACAGGUGGCCCAAAUUUUUAACUGCGAUGGAAACGCGCGAUGUAUUCAAUUGACAAUACCAGUGCUUAUGUUGAUGGUUGUAUUUCUGGUGAAACUAUAUACGUGCCAAUUUAAUAGUAACAAAGUACGCCAAAAUUUAUAUUUAAUCGGAAAAUAUUUAUUCAAAUUUCAUUAUUCUUUGCGAUCGUCGGACUCUCCCAGAGAUUUUACAUUCAUUGAGGAUGUUUUUAGAUCAAAAGUCUCACUGACUUCCUGUGUGACGAUUGGGAGAAGUUGAAUAGCAAGGAGGAAUAUGAAAUUAUGAAAAAGUAUGCCACGAACGCAAGAUUGAUUACUUUCGCAUAUGUCUGUAAGGAUGAAUCAUUCGAUAUUAUUUUUAUUUUAAUGAAUGACGGACAAUUAUUCGUUUUGUUGUAGUAUAUUUGUACGUGUUCAGCAGUGCGUUCAUAUUACUUCCCCUUGUACCCAAAUUGCUGAACAUUGUAUUACCACUCAACAAAUCCCGACCUAUAACAAUGCCUUACAACGUCUA
Molecule: messenger RNA, 691 nt
Organism: Acromyrmex echinatior (Panamanian leafcutter ant)
Lineage: Eukaryota; Metazoa; Arthropoda; Insecta; Hymenoptera; Formicidae
Product: odorant receptor 9a-like
Biological process (GO): sensory perception of smell; detection of chemical stimulus involved in sensory perception of smell
Cellular component (GO): plasma membrane
Molecular function (GO): odorant binding; olfactory receptor activity
Source: RefSeq, a predicted model, not a curated record